Toxotes jaculatrix (banded archerfish) is the source of this 1390-nucleotide messenger RNA. RefSeq names its product solute carrier family 25 member 40 (gene slc25a40). The transcript has 10 exons. The record is from RefSeq and is a predicted model, not a curated record. Gene Ontology annotation, biological process: mitochondrial transmembrane transport. Bases 193 to 1233 code for a protein of 346 amino acids. NCBI's taxonomy places the organism in Eukaryota, Metazoa, Chordata, Actinopteri, Toxotidae.
UGUAAUGUUUGCAGUGUACACUGAGCUAGCUGGAGUUACUGUCCCCUGAACAUACACACGUGUUUAAGCCCCGCUUUCCUUUUAGAGUUUGUAGGACAGCAGUAACUCGCGCACUGUAAAGAAACUAAAAACCCCGAAAGGGAUGUGUGUGCUCACGGAAGAUUUCUUGGAUGCUGAGAAGCUUUAGCAGACAUGAGUGGUCAAAGUUCUGCUCCUGUAGCCAGUUCUGGCAUUACUCCACUCCAGCAGAUGGUGGCGUCCUGCUCCGGUGCCAUCCUUACAUCUCUGUUCGUCACACCUUUGGAUGUUGUGAAGAUCAGACUUCAAGCACAGAAGAAUCCCUUCCCCAAAGGUAAAUGCUUUGUCUACUGUAAUGGACUGAUGGACCACAUAUGUGUGUGUGAAAAUGGCAACUCCAAGGCCUGGUACAAAGCCCCCGGUCACUUCAGUGGCACACUGGAUGCCUUUGUCAAAAUUGUACGCCGAGAGGGAAUAAAGGCAUUAUGGAGUGGUCUACCUCCAACGCUUGUGAUGGCAGUUCCAGCUACAGUGAUCUACUUCACGUGUUACGACCAGCUGUGUGCAGCACUCCGGGUCAGAAUGGACACCUAUGCUGAGGAGGCUCCUCUUCUGGCUGGAGCUAUUGCUAGAGUGGGUUCAGCGACAGUGAUUAGCCCUCUGGAGCUGAUCCGCACUAAGCUGCAGUCUCAGAAACAGUCGUACAGGGAGCUGACCGACUGCAUCCGCUCAGCCGUGGAGGCAGAGGGGUGGCUGUCUCUGUGGAGAGGUUUGGGACCCACGCUGCUCCGAGACGUGCCCUUCUCAGCAAUGUACUGGUACAACUACGAGAAGGGCAAGAGCUGGCUGUGUCAGCGGUACAACACAACAGAACCCACAUUCACCAUCACCUUCAUAUCUGGAGCGGUUUCUGGUUCUAUUGCGUCCAUUGUAACAUUACCUUUCGAUGUUGUCAAAACGAGAAGGCAGGUGGAGCUGGGAGAGCUACAAGCAAAGAAUUUGUCGUGUCGGGUCUCAUCCUCUACCUUCUGUGUGAUGAGCAGGAUUGUGGCACAGGACGGCUUCAGUGGGCUGUUUGCAGGUUUCCUCCCCAGGCUGAUCAAAGUGGCUCCGGCCUGCGCCAUCAUGAUCAGCACUUACGAGUUUGGAAAAGCCUUUUUCCGCAAGCACAACCAGGAGAGGAUACUCAGGCCGCUGCAGACCAGUAACACCUGAACGUUUUCCCGCCAUUUCUCUCCAAACCAAACGCCACUACGACUACUGCUAGAAUAUACUUGGAAGGAAAAAGCUAAUGUUGCCAAAUUAAAAAAACAAACAAAAAAAAAAAACAAGCAGAAAUGGCAGUGAAAAAAAUAAAGUACAUGGCCUUUUU